CAUCAUCAUCAUCAUCAUCAUCCUCGCCUCCCGCGGUCCUGAGCUGUGACUCCUGACGGCUGAGAGAGAGAGAGAGAAAGAAAGAGAAAGAGAGACUCUGUCUCUCAGACUGGAAGAAGUCGCGCCUCCGAAAUCUGGUUUCUCUGCCUGCGUUUUUCUUGUAUGUAUGUACAUAAAAUCUUCCUCUCCUGUCUUGAAUCUGUCACGCGCCGUCUUGGCUCCUGACCGACUGAACGCGCUCGCGCAGGGAUGAUUUCAACGACGGGUCGAUGUGGGAUACCGAUUCCCCGGAGCCGCCGCUGAUGGUUCUGUCCCAGUCCGACCGGGUCCUCGCAGCGUGAUGGAUACAAAUGAGUUCGUCGCGCCGAAACUUUUAUUUAUGGCCUUUCUGGUUAAUAUGUGGAUGAUGAGCGGGACCUCAGCCUCUGACACUUUCAACUUAGAGCCCGCCAUUACCUGGAAGACGAGGCUCUGCAACGAGUCCCGUCUCCGAUGGGAGGUGGAGAUCUGCGGAGAGGACUUCAAGCGGGACAUGGCUCACGUAGACCCGCAGCAAUGGUGCAACCUCACACACUUCAUGAGCGAGUAUCACCUCUUCACGCUCUGCACAGAGACCAAGUCCCACAACGUCGACUGCUACUGGCCCAACCCGCUGGUAGAGAGCUACAUCAUCCGCAUACACAAGCACCUUUUCUCCAACUGCACCAUGGAGGAGGUGAUAUGGAUGGACCCGCCGGACGACACGCUCACCGUCCUCAUCCUCAUACCGGUUUUCCUCACCCUGGCCAUGAUUGCUCUCGUGGUCUGGUGCAGCAAAAGGAGCGACCUCCUGGCGUAGGACAUGAUGGAGAGGAAAAAACUCAAACUACGGACCAAAUCUCUUCAAUUUGUAAAAUAUAUUUUUGGGGGGGAUUGAAAGGUCCAUUAAUAGCACAGUAAACUAACUUAAUCUCUUGUUACCAGGGGUGAUGAAAAGCUUGUAUGUAUUAAAUGGUAGAUCUUGUCCCCUCGGAGGCAUUGUACUGUGUACCAAUGGCUCGUGUGUUUCUCUGUAAAGUUGAAACUUUUGCUCCAGUCAAAGGAGUUGAGGGCAUUUUCCAAAUGAAUCCCUAAUCUAGUUUUACAAUACAAAAGCCUUUCAUUCAUAAGAAAUUUGUUCAUCUAUUUUUUACUCGUCCUUGUUCAACAUAAAUGCAUAUUUUCUGUUCAUAGAUGUUCAAAUUUAUUGGGUGGAGUCAUUUCUCCAGCGUUGAAUUCAGUCUCCUGAAAACAUAAAGGUGUUAAACCAGAUUGUGUGAUAAAUGGGAUGAGAGACAAGAAUUUGAAUUUCUAACCUGUGUUGAAAGUUAGUAUGUGUCCAAUGUGAAAACAGACUAAAGCUCAUUGAGACUUGGACGUGACCCUCAACUUGACUUUGGUUGAAAGUGGCGAUUUGAAUUGGGGCAAAAAAAAAAGCAUUUCAACUUAAAUUGGACUUUCCCUCAAAGACUUGACAUCUGACUUGGUUUUGGAGCAAAAGCCUCAGACUUGUCCCUAAAAUGGUUCACUUGAGAACUGAAAUGAACUUGCCUUCAGAGACUCAUUUUUAGAGUAAUAGUCUUUAGACUCGUCUCUUGAAGACUUGAGCCUUGACUUGGAUUUGGAAGAGAUGUGACUUGUUGACUUGCCUGUGGAAGAAAUCGGAGCACGUGAAUGUUUGACGCGUUUGACGAAAACUAUUUUGACUCCAUGCAUUUGGUAUGUCCUUACCAAAUGCUUAACAAGAUUUAAGAAAACAAACAAUCUUGUUUGAAAAUGUUGUCUUAAAGCCACCAUGGUGCUCACUUGAUGAGAUUUAGAGAGAUUCUUUCUUUUCCUUGUAGUUCUUUCAUUUUUUUUCUUUCUUUUUUAACCAAAUGUCACUAUUAAGCUAGCUGUUUCUGUGUCAUCUGUCUUCAAGCUCACCCAACCAGUUUCCUUGAGGCUUUCGACUUUAAAUAACUGAACUCCUCCGAGGUGACAAGGAUGUGGGUUGUCUCGAUCGACCCUCACUCACUGGGUUGAUUUGCCUAGGACCAUUCUGUGCUACAUUCUUGAAAUCUCUUGGACGCAGACUUCUGACCCUGGAGGUUCCUGCCGGAGCACUGCAGCGCCGCUGAGUGCCGAAGCAUCCACCGCGCCAGUGACCGACCUCUACACCGAUGGGAAAUCUUGGUCGCAGAGGAAGUUGUAUUUAAAUAUUCCAUCGUCACACUGUAUGAUACGCCUGGAAGGAGGCCAAAGUUGGGAUUUAUACUGUUCCAAGGAAUGUGAUGUUUAGUCUUGCUAAAUGACUGAAUGGAUCUUCACCACUGGAAAGAGUAAAUGUCACAAAAACAAGGAAAACACUGCGAUUUAUGUAUUUUGAGACUUGAAUUUUGAGUUGGACUGAUCCCCAUUGCAGUAUAACGUAUAAGAUCUUGCUGUUGAAAUACUAGUACUGACAAAGAUGAGUUAUCAAUAGAGGCCAAAAUCUGUCUGUGCUGUCUACUGUAUCCUUAUUGCUUUUCCACUGUUACUCAGACAAGAGAUGCACACUGUUGGUUUACCACAAGAACGGAGCCUUUGCAGACCCAAAUAACUCUGAAACGAAGUCAUCCGUGACUCUUGCGCCAUCAUCUUUGAGCCAUCGUCCAGAGCAGAGAGCUUUGAUUUAAUGUCUGAAAUUGACUUUUUUUUUUUUUAAAUCUUAUCCACUCUACUACAAGCUAACCAUGUUCCAGCAGGAUUUGUUCAUUGCUCGUUUAGAUUAGCAAAAGAUAAAUCACACUGAAUUUGGUCUCACAAACUAAACAAGGGUUUGAGCAAUAGUAUGUUUUUAGCUGCAGAUUUUUAUGAGUCGAUAACUUCAAAUAUAACCUUGUUAUUAGUAUUAAGAGAGCCAAUGUGGAAUUUUGACUUAGAUGUAUCUCACCUUUCAAACUGGGAAUCCAACAUUUAUGUGUAUUUUUGUGUUACUAAGAGUUUGUAAAUGCACACUUCUAACUUUAAGUGAAAUGUAGCAUGAGCUAGGCACUUUUCUUCCUUUUUCAUCAAAGAAGGAUCACUCUCUUUUAGUAAGUUCAGCUUCUGGAGCUUUGAACAGACACCAUUUAUACUUGUUUUGAAACCAUCGAGCAUUUCCAACACUAAAUUGUACACUGGACAUGCACGCUUGGCAUGACUAAAAGCAGAAAGUCAGCUGGUUUUGAUGGGACACGAUGAACCAGGCAAAGACAUUUGGUUUCUGAUCGCACAAACUCAGAUAGAAACCUCCGUCUCAGAGUCGCUGUUCAAAUCCACACAUUUAUUUUGCAAAGGAAUCAAUUUUCCGCUUGGUUUGUGCUCAGAAACACAACCAAGUGUUUUUGAAAAAUCAUCUUUCCAAAACCGAUUUAAAGAAACUCAGUUUCUGAUGUUAUGUGUGAGCCUGAUAUCUGGAGAUGAUGCUCGAAUUUUUCUAAUUGAAUUUUGAUGCUGUUACUUCUUCAAAACCCAAGGAAACCAAACUAUUUCAAAGGCCAUAACAAUGCUGUGGCAUUCGCCAUAAUUUCUCCACUCAAAACACAUUUUUGGGAUAUUUCACAAGGGAAUAAAUCUUUCUGAGUUACUUAAUUGACAUGAAGGAAUUUUUAAGUGCAAAAUCCCCAAAAGAAUCUUAGACUAGGAAGAUUGUGAAACAAACUAUAUAUUUAGCUGUAGAUGUUGCCUGUAAUGAGAUGAGAAAUAUUAACAUUUUUCUAACUCAGUUCUUGAGGUGUGAUAUUAUCUAUUUAUAUCUUAUAUAACUUAAUGUUUAUUAAUGCUUAAAAUGUGCUUUUGGUGACCUUUUCUUUUUCAUAAGUUUUCACACAAUGCAUGAAAUCUGAUUACUGAUUUGCCUUUGACCAGCUUUGCAUGAAGCCCUUCGAAUGGGAAGAUAAGAGUCCAGGGUACAGUAGUGAGUGUUAGAGCCGCGGGCGGAAACGGAUCAGGAAGGGGUGAAAAAAACAUACAAAUCCUCCCCAUGAAAUGUUGUCUUUUCUAAAUAAAUGAGAAAGAAACUCA
Molecule: messenger RNA, 4044 nt
Organism: Poeciliopsis prolifica (blackstripe livebearer)
Lineage: Eukaryota; Metazoa; Chordata; Actinopteri; Cyprinodontiformes; Poeciliidae
Product: receptor activity-modifying protein 3-like
Exons: 4
Coding region: 341-838 (165 amino acids)
Biological process (GO): protein localization to plasma membrane; receptor internalization; intracellular protein transport
Cellular component (GO): signaling receptor complex; cell surface; membrane
Molecular function (GO): coreceptor activity
Source: RefSeq, a predicted model, not a curated record